GUAAUAUAUUACUACAGAAAAAAAUAGACCAUUAACAAAUACGUCAUUAUAGGAUCAAAUUGUUAGCAAAAUCUUAGCCAGUAAAGUACAACUGUAGAAAGUCUUCAUCCUCUUUUUAAUUUUCUCUCUCUUAUCCUAUUAUGCAUGUUCCUUUAUAAAUACAACAUGACAUAACAUUGAAACAAGAAGAAAAAAUACUAGUUUUUGUAGGUGAGAUUGAAAGACCCCAAAACAUAACUUUCUUCAACUUAUCCCAUAAAACAAAACCAAAGUUAUUAAAUAAAAACUAUAUAGUAUAAUAAUACUAUAUAGUUUUCAUUAAUUCUUUGCUAAGUUGUUUUAGAAUCAUUAUCAGGGUACCCCUUUUCCCUACAAUUUGGAAUGAUCCUGGAAAAGUUUGAAGGAAGUUGUGUUGUUUUUAAUAACAGAUAACACCUGUUUAAGGCAGUACUUUCACAUAUCAACGUCGUGAUUAUAAGGAGAAAGAGCGCGAUACAUACAUACAGAUUUGUCGCCGUGAUCAGAAACAAUGGCAGGGGGUGCAUUUGUCGAUGGAGCAGCAGCCGGGCGAGCAGCUUUGUACGAGUACAAGAUCACACCGUAUUUUAUCUUUGCUUGCGUCGUAGCGGCGAGUGGUGGAUCGCUCUUUGGUUAUGAUCUUGGUGUCUCUGGAGGAGUCACUUCAAUGGACGAUUUUUUGAAAGAAUUCUUCCCAAAGGUUUACAGAAGGAAGCAUGCACACUUGCUUGAGACUGACUACUGCAAAUACGACAACCAGCUUCUGACUCUCUUCACAUCUUCCCUGUACUAUGCGGCUCUGGUGUCUACAUUCGGGGCUUCUUAUUUGACUCGAACCAAGGGAAGGAGAGCUAGUAUUCUGGUUGGCGGUGCCAGUUUCUUUAUUGGAGGUGUUAUAAAUGCUGCUGCCCAAAAUGUUGCCAUGCUAAUCAUAGGGAGAGUUUUCCUUGGUUUCGGCAUUGGAUUUGGAAACCAAGCAGUUCCUCUAUAUCUUUCUGAAAUGGCACCUGCAAAGAUCCGAGGAGCAGUUAAUCAACUAUUUCAACUAACAACAUGCUUGGGAAUUCUAGUAGCCAACUUCAUCAAUUAUGGGACUUCAAAAAUUCAUCCUCACGGAUGGAGAAUUUCUGUGGGUUUGGCCACCCUUCCAGCAACUUUAAUGUUUGUCGGGGGCCUCUUCCUUCCGGAAACCCCAAACAGUCUAGUAGAACAAGGCAGGCUAGAUGAGGGAAGAAGAGUGUUGGAAAAAGUUAGAGGUACCACAAAUGUUGAUGCCGAGUUUGCUGACCUUGUCGAUGCCAGUGACGCAGCAAGGGCUAUCAAGCAUCCUUUCAGGAACCUUCUUCAGAGGAAAAACCGCCCCCAGUUGAUUAUUGGAGCUAUAGCACUUCCGGCAUUCCAACAACUCACUGGCAUGAACUCCAUUCUCUUCUAUGCUCCAGUUUUCUUUCAGAGUUUGGGAUUCAACAAUAAUGUUUCUCUGUAUUCAUCAACGAUUACCAAUGGAGCACUAGUAAUUGCUGCAUUGAUUUCCAUGGCUUUGGUAGAUAAGUUUGGAAGAAGAGCCUUCUACAUUGAAGCUGGUGUAGAGAUGCUGAUUGAAAUGGUGACUGUUGGCAUCAUUCUUGGCCUCUACUUUGGGGAUGGGAAGACAUUACCACAUGGAAUUGGGUACUUCCUUGUUAUCUUGAUUUGCUUGUUUGUGUUGGCAUAUGGAAGGUCAUGGGGUCCAUUAGGUUGGCUAGUACCGAGUGAGCUCUUCCCGUUAGAAACAAGGUCAGCUGGUCAGAGUAUUGUUGUCUGUGUCAACAUGAUCUUCACUGCCUUGAUUGCUCAAUGUUUCCUUAUGGCUCUCUGUCACCUCAAGUUCGGAAUCUUCCUUCUGUUUGCUGGGCUGAUCUUGAUUAUGACAAGCUUCGUGUUCUUCUUCCUUCCUGAGACAAAACAGGUUCCGAUAGAGGAAGUCAUCUUCUUGUGGAGGAAUCACUGGUUCUGGAAACACUAUGUAUCAGAAGAGGAAGUGAAAGCUCAUACAGGUGGCAAAUUACACCCAUAAAUAGAGCAUAUUAUUAAGCUAAAUGUUCAUAAGUUGUGUGUGUAUUUUCCAAACCAGGAUCACAGCUAUUAUUUGAUGUCCAUGUCAUAUUCAAUAACCAAGUUGAUGCAAUUAGCAAAUAGUAUGUUUUGACAUUUACCAAA
Molecule: messenger RNA, 2217 nt
Organism: Chenopodium quinoa (quinoa)
Lineage: Eukaryota; Viridiplantae; Streptophyta; Magnoliopsida; Caryophyllales; Amaranthaceae
Product: sugar transport protein 14-like
Exons: 4
Coding region: 530-2074 (514 amino acids)
Biological process (GO): monosaccharide transmembrane transport
Cellular component (GO): membrane
Molecular function (GO): monosaccharide transmembrane transporter activity
Source: RefSeq, a predicted model, not a curated record